GCCUGGGGUCCAAUCAGAAACUGAAAUUUUAAGUUAACUUCCAUUGUAUAUGUAAGAGAGAUUGUAUGUUUGGGUCCAUGUUGCCUCUCAUGGAAAAGCAGCUGAUGACUCAACUCCUCAGGCAAUAAGGAGGAGCCACAGAUUCAGGAGAGUAAAAACUCAGAGUGGACGCCGCUCAUUUGACCUGAACUUCAAGCGCAGAUUCUGUUGCACAGAGUAGGACUGAAACUUUUUUAAAGGCAACUUUUUUUACACACAGCAGGACUGAAAUCAGAGCUCUGAAGCAUAGUAAAGGCAAAGAAUAAACUUUUUCAACAGGAUUUCUCUGAUCUAGCAGCUGAUCUCAACAUUUUAUGGAACAAUUUGUUCUUCAGUUUUAGGGAAUAACUGUUUUCUACAUCUCUGCUACUUUCUUUUUUACAGAUAUGACUUUAAAUACUACAUCAAACAGCACCACUGACUGUCCUGUUGCUAACAAUGAUCUGUAUAAGUUCUACGCAGCUGUGAUGAUUGUGAUUUUUAUCUUGGCUUUGCCUCUGAACACAUCAGUCCUCCACCUCUUCAUAUUCAAGCUCAAGUUCUGGAAAUCCAACAGCAACAACAUUUUUCUCUUCAACCUGGUGCUGGCAGACAUUCUGCUGCUGAUCUGUUUGCCAAUCAAGGCUCAUAACUUCAUUGAUGGAAAUAGGAGGAGCCAGGAGGACGUCAUCUGCAAAGCGAUGCUGUUUAUGUUGUUUUUAAAUCGUGGCGCCAGCAUCGCCUUCCUAACGGUGACCUCUGUAGAUCGAUAUUAUAACGUGGUGCACCCAGGCAGAAAAAACCUCCUGAAGGCUCUGAAGAAAUCUCCCUACAUCUCAAUCUUCAUCUGGGUGUUGCUUCUGCCUCUCACCAUUCCCACCAUGUUGAGGGGCUUCGACUGCUGCAACAGCCUCGACAACGAUAACACAAACACGGAAAAUAAGAUUUCUUGGAGGGAGCCUGAGGACGUAGCCAGAGAAGUGGUUUUCUUCACCCAGAUCGUCAUUCCCUUCAUCGUCCUGGUCUACUGCACCGUUCGCAUUGUCAAUCGAUUGAAGAAGAAAACCGUUGGGGUUAAGACGAAGCUAAGGAGAGCGGUCCUCGUCGUGACCACCGUCAUGGUUGUUUUCUCCUUCUGUUUUCUGCCGUGCGCCAUCGCCAGGAUGGUGCUGCUGAUCUUUAGGGUCAAUGCAGAGCUGGAAAACUUUGAGACAACUGCAGAAGCCGUAUUUGAUGGCCUCAUGAUCCUCUCCUACCUGGACUGUCUGCUGGAUCCGCUGGUUUACUGCUUCUGUAGCACCAAGUUUAAAGCACUUUAUGUCUCCAAUUACUUAUCUUUUUGCGUGAAAACCCCCCCGGAGCAAAUCAGCAACUCAACGGGAAGCGCAACACAACCAGCGCGCAACAAAGUCAUUUAAAAAAGUGACUUCAAGUUCUGCUGGGUGUUUAUGAGCCGAUAGCUGCUGUGCAACAACCAGACUGACUGUGCCUCAGAUAUGAGGCCCAAGAGAGGCUUUACGUUAAAUUAUGCUAUGAAGAUCAAAAAUAUGAGGAAUAUUUAAAUUCAUUUUAUAUCUUAGAUGUAAAAUAAGUGCAAAUGUGGUUAGAACUCUUAUUUAAAGCUUCUACUUAAGAAGUUCAGUAAGAUAUUUAUUUUUUUUAUAUUGCCAGUACUUUUUCAAGGGAGUUGUGAGUAAAGUAUGCACACCUGUUUUUCUUUUCUUCUUGGACUGUGAGAUGAGUUACAAAACUCCUUCCUGCUAGAGGAAUCCUCUGUUCAAAUCUGUAGCAGAAAUUGUUGAGAGAAUAUUUUUAUCCUGAAAAUCUAAAUGCAAGGGUCCUUUGAGUAGCAAACCAUACUUAUGCAGCGUGGCUGUAGUGAUUGUUUUAGUAAAGAAAAGUAAUUUUGUAAUCCAAGUUAAGUUUGUGAUUUACCUCUCUUUCUGACAUUUACAUUCAUUUUUAUGAGAUUUGAAGGUCACUUUGUGUCAUUUUGCUGGGAUCUGCUUCACUGUUUUAUUUUUCCAGAUUUUAACAUGAGCACAAAAUAUGACUAUAAACUUCCCUGAAUUACAACAGAAGUACUGACUCUUCCUUCUUACCUAGAAAGGUGCCGUAUCCCCCUGUGACUGAGCAAACCCAGCCGAAUAAACUCCAUCAUUUUAAUGAUAUCAUUUUAGUAAUACAGGUGAGAAAGGAUGAGUAAGUUCCUCUGUGUCUGUUUAAAAAUAAACUAAAACUCCUCUAGAUAAUCUGUAAUCUGCUGCGUCCGACGCUGACAUCCAUGAGGCUCAGCCUUUAUGGAAUAUUACCCAGGAUAAACUUUCAACCUCAGGGUCGAAACAUGAAUCAACCAGCAACGGUUUUAGUUCCCUAAAGGUCACACCUGCACUCUUAGAGUGGGGUACCAUAAAAAGAGUAAAUAUUGACAAAGAAUCGGAUAAUUUCUCAUAACAGUUUGCCGGUAUGUGAUACUAUCCCAAAGUUUACAAGCACAUAAAAUGUCAACAUAAUGGAGCCGUGUCUUGUUUACUUGCUCACUUCUCUCAAAUUUCACCCCUUUACUGCAUUAAUAAUGUAUAUUUUUUGUAAGAAUGUGUCUUUAUGUGUUCUAAAAUAAACUGUUAAAUUUAUUCUGGGUUGAGUCUGCAGUGAAAAGUAAUCCCAUAUCACCAUGUUGCCACCACCGUGUUUGGUUGCAGUAUAUUUUCCUGCUUUUGGACCAAACAAACCUUUAAACUGUGGCCUGAAAGGUAAAUGUUGUGCUUCUCAGUGCGAUCUGUCAUUGCUUUUAUCACGUCGUAAAAUGAACAGUAAAUGUCUUCUGCACUGAUAUGUGACAAACACUUGGACGUCAUGCACCCAAAAAAUGACUUUUGUUUACAAGAGGCAUUGUGUAAUAUAAUAUAUUGGUGUAAAUACUUCUGUGCUGUAAAUAAAGGUGUAGGGUGUGAUUUUUCAAAUACAACAUAUUUAAAUAUAACAUA
Molecule: messenger RNA, 3005 nt
Organism: Xiphophorus couchianus (Monterrey platyfish)
Lineage: Eukaryota; Metazoa; Chordata; Actinopteri; Cyprinodontiformes; Poeciliidae
Gene: gpr31
Product: G protein-coupled receptor 31
Exons: 2
Coding region: 426-1436 (336 amino acids)
Biological process (GO): G protein-coupled receptor signaling pathway
Cellular component (GO): membrane
Molecular function (GO): G protein-coupled receptor activity
Source: RefSeq, a predicted model, not a curated record